UAGCUAGAGUAGUACACCCUUAUAAACAGGGUUUGACCGUCGAAAAUCGAAAACCUGUUUAUAAGGGUGUACUACUCUAGCUAGCUUCUGCAGCGAGUAAUUUCAUAGCCUUUCGCCCGGUCCAGAGAUGUUCCGGCAUGUAGUAAAUUUGGCCUAGCUUCCCAGCCUCCUCCUCGGUAGUGAUAUGUGAUGAUUUUUCUGACAUAUUUAUUAUAUGUCGGAAAAACGUUCUUAUAGAUACUUAUAUGCCGCGAAGCCUAGCAGAGACAACGAGCCAAGGACAAACGUUAACUCGCCAUCUUGUUGUUGCUUUGAAGCAAUGUAAUAUUGGUACAUACUAUCGUCCAAUUCUCUCAGGCUUUUACCGGUUUUUAGCUGCAUCUCCCGCUGUUCACUGAACCAAUCAAGCUUGGCUUGCCUUUUACGUAUCCACUCUGCCUGAGCUUUGUUAAUCUUUUCAACGGCCCGGUACUGACGCCUGCGCUCCACCUCACCGUGUCCCGAGAGCUUACUGAGUAGAAAAUUUGUUCCACUGGAUGCAAGGGCGUUUAUAGCCGCCCCGGCCACUAUCACAGCUAUUGUCGCCAUGUCUCUUUAUUCAAUAUUCCACACCAUCGAGCCUACCCCCCAGUAUGUUCAUUUGAGCGUCUUUCAGGAGGUAUACAUAGAUGCGGUCUUGGUAUCCUCAUGCUGGUUUUGUGGUGGUUGCUCGGGUAUAGGAGGUGUAGCAUGUUUGGGAGGUAUAGAUGGUAUAGCCUGUAUGGUAUGAUCGGAAGUAUGUAUGGGAGGUGUAAUAGGUGUGGUAUGCUUCGGAGGUAUAGGAGGUGUAGUAUGCAUAGGUGGUUUGUUAGUAUGCUUGGGUGGUGUAGUAUGUAUGGGUGGUUUGAUAUUAUGCCUGGGGGCAUAUUAUGCCUCACAAUAGGCCUGUUUUUCACAUUGACCUGCACCCCCACGUUUACAUUGGAAGGUGCUAUGAGGAUAUUGUUGUUGUAACCCAUAAUUUUUCCUAUGCGCAGGUUCAUGUCGGAAGGCAGCAUGUACACGCCGGGCAUGACGGCAAAAUUUACCGGAGUUUGGGCAUAUUGCAACACCUUCUGGAAUUCCGUAAUGUCAUGCCCCACAUUUUCCUGACGUUGGACCAUGGCCUCAAAUUUCUGCAAUAAGAUUUACCUUGCUGUAUAGUUGUCUACGCCGGAGCCAAGUAAGGAUGCUUUUGCCUCUGCUUGCGAUCCUAGCAAUAGGACCACGUAAACCCGUAUACUCUCGCUUAGCUUGGUCAGGCCCUCCGAUGUUAGGCCCUAACUUGUGGGAGCUAUAAAUUUAGCCCAAUCCCCAUCAACUUGCGGCCACCAUCUACCAUUCGUCAACGACGACAUGACAGCCUUGAAUUUGUACAAAGCAUUGACAUCUGCACCGUAUUCUCGACUUACCUGUGCAUACCCAGAGGUGGAAUAGGGAUUUUUGUACUGAGAAAAACCGUCGUCCAUUCUUGCUAGGAUACGACGCAUAUGGUAGUACACGUGAAAUGUGAAGAUCAAAUUGACAAGGGAUACAGAACCCGUCAGAUGCUUGGCAGAUAUGCCUAAUGCAGUGCUUGCGCAAUGAGUACCGAAAUUAACCUGGAUAUUCCAGUGGUCCAACGCUUGCCCUGUCCAAUCCACUCUGACGGGGUCAUUUAGCAGAUUGGAGGGGAUUUUUAUGGCAUAUUUGGUAAACUCGGGGAAUGCCACCUCAAUGUGCGAGUCCGUAGACACGUACAGGCCGUGAUGCUCCAGGUUGGUUACACUAAGUGACCAUUCUUCCCUUUUACUUUUGUACUUUGCCUUGGGGUUGUAUGAGUAUAUAUUCAUCUUUGUUUUAAAACAAAGAUGAAGCAACUGUAUAUUAGUGAUAUCGAGAAGCCCACUAUGUUUGAAGACUACCUAGGACAGGACACUCGCAUAGCUCUUAAGUCGAUCAGUAUCAGAACGGUAUGGUUGAACCUGUACAGUAACAAUGAGUUUACUAUACGUAAGGUAGGGCCCGAUCAGAGAGUGACUCGGAUCGACAUCCUGAAUGGUUUAUACAGGAUAGAAGAUAUCGCGAGCAUUGUCAAGUGCCAAGCAGAGGACAAGAUUAAGCUUUUUGUCCUGAAAAAUGGACUCUGCAGACUCCGUGUCAGUAACGGGUGUAUUCUCAUAGAAUAAAUGAAUGAUGUAACGAAGCUAUACCCAAAUUUACUGAGUGCACCUGCACAAGGCGCUGAUAUGCAGGAGGAAAUCCAAAUAUACAGACUCAAAAAAAUUGAUGAUAUUGAAAACUAUCUGCGAAAUGAGAUCAAGGAGCAAGAUAAGCUUGCAAAGAAGUUUCAGAUGCAUGGGACGUGGGUACGCUUCUGUAACCAUGGACUACUUGGUGUGAGCGUCAUUACGUCGGGACUUGGUAUCGGAGCUAUAGCCUCGGGCCUAGGGAUCCCAUUGGCCAUUGCCAUGGGGGAACUCACGAUUGCAGCCGGGAUAGGGCAAGCCGGACUUAGAAACGCCUCAAAAAGGCUUGGGGUUAAGAGCAAGAAGCAUGAGGAAAGUAAACUGAACUCUGUCGUUGAUCUCAUAUCAAAGGCAAUGGAAAACGUUGUGAUCAGUGACUACGAGUACAGCCUGAUUAGUAGGGAAAAGGAAAGGUAUAUGCUGCUAAAGGAACAGAUGCGGCAACGUUUUAACCGUAUCGUGAACAGCAUCAAUGAACAGGAGAGAGUCCAGCUAGUUGCGAAGGGCCGUGAUGAAGGGAGGAAAGAAAUGCAAGAUGAAAUUUUAAAAAACGUUCGACCUGUGCAGUAUGCAAGCGCUACCUAGAGUCUCCACCUGAGUAUAAGCCUUAAUUUGGUAUAUUUUAUAGGUCUACAAGGCCUAUAAAAUAUAUGUUUUUUAUUCCUCACUCAGCAACCAUUCCUUUUUAAAGUCCUUAUAUCGACAUUCUGUAUUAAGUACCCGAGGGUAGUAGUUUUUGCCUUGCACAUACACCGAUGAAAUAGCCAGGAUAGCACCGGCUUGGCAGGACUCAUCAUAGGGCACUGGAAUACCAUAGAAUUUAGUUGUGAUCGCGUCCUUGUUGUAUUUGAGUUUAGCGUUCUCGUAACGGUCCUUUUUUACAGGGGCUGUCGUCAAUUGCUCAGAUGUCAACUUUUCGAUCUUGGACCAGAUUUGGCGAUACUUUGCAACUCAAUCAGGAUACUCUUCAAAAUCAAGACUCAUCGCUGGCACUGCAUUGGCGUUGUACCGGGUCACUUCAUGUGGGGACCAGAUUUUUGGUGUCUUCACUCUGAGGUCCACUACAAGGUCUCGUGUAUGGUAUCCUACUAUGUACCGAUUCUCCUUACCUCCAUUGGCAGGAAUGGGAUCCGACACCGUCAGAUAGUCCACAUUGAUAUCGUUGAUGUCCGUAAAGGUAGCAGCAAAUGAGUAAAAUAAUUUAGGGUUGACAAGCUCAUUUUCAAAUUAUUAUAUUUCAAACGACUUUGUACGUUGUAACCCAUAAUUUUUCCUAUGCGCAGGUUCAUGUCGGAAGGCAGCAUGUACACGCCGGGCAUGACGGCAAAAUUUACCGGAGUUUGGGCAUAUUGCAACACCUUCUGGAAUUCCGUAAUGUCAUGCCCCACAUUUUCCUGACGUUGGACCAUGGCCUCAAAUUUCUGCAAUAAGAUUUACCUUGCUGUAUAGUUGUCUACGCCGGAGCCAAGUAAGGAUGCUUUUGCCUCUGCUUGCGAUCCUAGCAAUAGGACCACGUAAACCCGUAUACUCUCGCUUAGCUUGGUCAGGCCCUCCGAUGUUAGGCCCUAACUUGUGGGAGCUAUAAAUUUAGCCCAAUCCCCAUCAACUUGCGGCCACCAUCUACCAUUCGUCAACGACGACAUGACAGCCUUGAAUUUGUACAAAGCAUUGACAUCUGCACCGUAUUCUCGACUUACCUGUGCAUACCCAGAGGUGGAAUAGGGAUUUUUGUACUGAGAAAAACCGUCGUCCAUUCUUGCUAGGAUACGACGCAUAUGGUAGUACACGUGAAAUGUGAAGAUCAAAUUGACAAGGGAUACAGAACCCGUCAGAUGCUUGGCAGAUAUGCCUAAUGCAGUGCUUGCGCAAUGAGUACCGAAAUUAACCUGGAUAUUCCAGUGGUCCAACGCUUGCCCUGUCCAAUCCACUCUGACGGGGUCAUUUAGCAGAUUGGAGGGGAUUUUUAUGGCAUAUUUGGUAAACUCGGGGAAUGCCACCUCAAUGUGCGAGUCCGUAGACACGUACAGGCCGUGAUGCUCCAGGUUGGUUACACUAAGUGACCAUUCUUCCCUUUUACUUUUGUACUUUGCCUUGGGGUUGUAUGAGUAUAUAUUCAUCUUUGUUUUAAAACAAAGAUGAAGCAACUGUAUAUUAGUGAUAUCGAGAAGCCCACUAUGUUUGAAGACUACCUAGGACAGGACACUCGCAUAGCUCUUAAGUCGAUCAGUAUCAGAACGGUAUGGUUGAACCUGUACAGUAACAAUGAGUUUACUAUACGUAAGGUAGGGCCCGAUCAGAGAGUGACUCGGAUCGACAUCCUGAAUGGUUUAUACAGGAUAGAAGAUAUCGCGAGCAUUGUCAAGUGCCAAGCAGAGGACAAGAUUAAGCUUUUUGUCCUGAAAAAUGGACUCUGCAGACUCCGUGUCAGUAACGGGUGUAUUCUCAUAGAAUAAAUGAAUGAUGUAACGAAGCUAUACCCAAAUUUACUGAGUGCACCUGCACAAGGCGCUGAUAUGCAGGAGGAAAUCCAAAUAUACAGACUCAAAAAAAUUGAUGAUAUUGAAAACUAUCUGCGAAAUGAGAUCAAGGAGCAAGAUAAGCUUGCAAAGAAGUUUCAGAUGCAUGGGACGUGGGUACGCUUCUGUAACCAUGGACUACUUGGUGUGAGCGUCAUUACGUCGGGACUUGGUAUCGGAGCUAUAGCCUCGGGCCUAGGGAUCCCAUUGGCCAUUGCCAUGGGGGAACUCACGAUUGCAUCCGGGAUAGGGCAAGCCGGACUUAGAAACGCCUCAAAAAGGCUUGGGGUUAAGAGCAAGAAGCAUGAGGAAAGUAAACUGAACUCUGUCGUUGAUCUCAUAUCAAAGGCAAUGGAAAACGUUGUGAUCAGUGACUACGAGUACAGCCUGAUUAGUAGGGAAAAGGAAAGGUAUAUGCUGCUAAAGGAACAGAUGCGGCAACGUUUUAACCGUAUCGUGAACAGCAUCAAUGAACAGGAGAGAGUCCAGCUAGUUGCGAAGGGCCGUGAUGAAGGGAGGAAAGAAAUGCAAGAUGAAAUUUUAAAAAACGUUCGACCUGUGCAGUAUGCAAGCGCUACCUAGAGUCUCCACCUGAGUAUAAGCCUUAAUUUGGUAUAUUUUAUAGGUCUACAAGGCCUAUAAAAUAUAUGUUUUUUAUUCCUCACUCAGCAACCAUUCCUUUUUAAAGUCCUUAUAUCGACAUUCUGUAUUAAGUACCCGAGGGUAGUAGUUUUUGCCUUGCACAUACACCGAUGAAAUAGCCAGGAUAGCACCGGCUUGGCAGGACUCAUCAUAGGGCACUGGAAUACCAUAGAAUUUAGUUGUGAUCGCGUCCUUGUUGUAUUUGAGUUUAGCGUUCUCGUAACGGUCCUUUUUUACAGGGGCUGUCGUCAAUUGCUCAGAUGUCAACUUUUCGAUCUUGGACCAGAUUUGGCGAUACUUUGCAACUCAAUCAGGAUACUCUUCAAAAUCAAGACUCAUCGCUGGCACUGCAUUGGCGUUGUACCGGGUCACUUCAUGUGGGGACCAGAUUUUUGGUGUCUUCACUCUGAGGUCCACUACAAGGUCUCGUGUAUGGUAUCCUACUAUGUACCGAUUCUCCUUACCUCCAUUGGCAGGAAUGGGAUCCGACACCGUCAGAUAGUCCACAUUGAUAUCGUUGAUGUCCGUAAAGGUAGCAGCAAAUGAGUAAAAUAAUUUAGGGUUGACAAGCUCAUUUUCAAAUUAUUAUAUUUCAAACGACUUCAGAGAAUUGCAUGUCAUUGUACAUGCGCAGCCGCCCCCAUUAUAUGUAAUAUAUUCGUGAUAACAAUACCAGCACAACAUUUUACCAUUUACCACGAACCGACGCCCGCAGGUACAUCUGUCGUACGCAUCGAAUACCCCUUCACAGUCGUUACAAUUCUCCAUUUAUUCUAUCAAUAAGAUCCUCUAGGUCUUUAAUCUUCCGUUCAUUAGCCUUCUCCCUAUCUGAUUCUUGUACCAAUGCCAGUGCUAUGAGUAGGAGGGAUAUGCCAAUACCAGCCAUGAAUGUCAUAAACGCAGCUGUUCCAAAGAUAUCGAAUUUUGAUUGACAGUUAAUGCACAUUUAUUAUAGUAUUAUCUUAUAACUAUGCUGUAAGAUAACGUUUCAAGCCAGUGCCAGGAAUUCCUCUUGCGUCAGGUCACCCCCAAGUCUUUUGAGGCGUCUCCAAUCCGGAGUAGACCUUCCUUUAUAGCGCCUUUUCAACAACCAUAUCGACAUUUCGUACGCGCUGUCAUACACCUUUCGAACGCAUCUC
Messenger RNA from Hydractinia symbiolongicarpus, 6543 nucleotides. RefSeq lists its product as uncharacterized. The coding region runs from base 2187 to 2831 and encodes 214 amino acids. NCBI's taxonomy places the organism in Eukaryota, Metazoa, Cnidaria, Hydrozoa, Anthoathecata, Hydractiniidae. The transcript is spliced from 2 exons. The record is from RefSeq and is a predicted model, not a curated record.